AUGGCGCCUGAAUUGAACGGACCAGUUAUCGGAUCGCGAAUCGCCCCUACACACGAUGUUGCGUUUCCAGCUCCGUUGGUCGAGGUUUCAGGACUUCCGAAUGGAUUUCCUGCCAUGCUUGACUCGCCUUUAGCAUGGUCAGGAAGACAGUUCAAAAGAGAUUCAGACUAUGUGUUCCGCCUUGAAGAGCCACACUUGAUUGAGAUCGAUCAGGCACUCCAGGAGUUCAAGAAGCUUGGCUUGGACGGAGACUUGGUUUCGACUCAAAACUUUGCCCUACCCACUCUUGGCCUAAAGCUCCUCGACUUGCAACGGGAUAUAUAUUGUGGUAAAGGGUUCGGCCUUGUCCGUGGUUUAGAUCCUCAGCGAUAUUCGGUUGAAGAUUUGACCACCAUCUAUAUGGGAAUCCAGUGCUACAUAGCAAACCUUCAAGGAAGACAAGACAAGAAGGGAAACAUGCUCGUUCACAUCAUAGCGGACAAUUCAACCAAAAUGAAGGCCUUGCACCAUCGCCAUUCGACUGCACCUAUUACCUUUCACAACGAAGAAGCUGGAGAUAUUAUAAGCUGGCUUACCAGGAGUACUGCGGUCUCUGGCGGAAAGUGUAUUCUUGCUUCCGUAUAUACCGUUUAUAAUGCACUUGCAGCAUCGCGCCCUGACUUGGUGCGCGUCCUUGCACGGUCUGACUGGCCAUUUGCAUUGCCACGGUUUCAAUGCCGUCCCGUCCUAUUCUACCAUGACCGUAGGAUUAUUUCCAACUUUGGUAGAGCCGCCUUGCUAGGCAGCGCAAGCCACGUCCGACCAGACCGACUCCCCAAGCUCAACAGUAUCCAGAUUGAGGCUCUAGAUGCCAUUGAGAGAAUUGCACAAGCAACGCAACUCGAAAUCACUACACAGGCCGGAGACAUUCACUUUAUUAACAAUCUGGCUGUCCUUCACCGGCGCGAAGGUUUUACCAACGGAAGCUCCACGAUAGAGAAGCGCCAUCUAGUACGAAUGAGGCUUCGUGAUUCUGAGAUGGGAUGGAGUAUCCCGAACGAGCUGAAGGACGAAUGGGUAGAGACCUUUGACCCGAAACUAAACCGCGUGUGGCAUCUCGAGUCGAUGCCAGACGGCUUCUUCCCUUUGCGAUCGCAAGCAAACUGA
Messenger RNA from Metarhizium brunneum ARSEF 3297, 1146 nucleotides. RefSeq lists its product as uncharacterized. Gene Ontology annotation, molecular function: oxidoreductase activity. The record is from RefSeq and is a predicted model, not a curated record. Lineage: Eukaryota; Fungi; Ascomycota; Sordariomycetes; Hypocreales; Clavicipitaceae.